GGUACACUCUCCCCGCACAAUGCUUUGGAGUCUUUCCCUUCUGCUGUUGACUUGGUGCAACUGCAUACAAUGAAAGCCACUGUUUGCACUGGCCUCACUGGCACACACGGAUAAAUCUUUAAGCAUCCUGGAACAGCGUGUCCUCAAUUGCAUGAAACUUCAGAUUCAUAGUUCUCGACACAGAGCUGGGGGGUGAUGUGCCCUGUGAAUGGAUUCACUGUUGGCUGAGGAUUUUGUUUCCAUUCAGGACAGUACACCUAUAUAUUUGCUUCAGAGGAGUCUGAUUUGUCGGUGUUCUGUUAUACCUGCAUUUAGUGGACAAUUUUACUGUGCAACAAUAUAAAGAAAGUAAUAUUAGCCAAGGAUUAGCUGACUUUCUCCAGAUACAGCAAACAUUUUGGACUGCAUUUAGCUGUGAAAUACUUAUAAUGUCUGUCAUGGAAAAAGUGAGUGAAGCAAAAGAGCCUGAGACUGCAGAAGCUACGAGCAAUGAGCCUGUAAACACAGAAUCUAAUGAGCUAACUUCCACCAUGGCAUCCCACAUAAAAUAUAUAUCUUUGGGGGUGUUGGUACUCCAGACCACCAGUUUAGUGUUAACGAUGCGCUAUUCCCGCACGCAGCAGGAAGAAGGACCACGAUACCUAUCAUCCACAGCUGUGGUUUCAGCAGAGGUGUUGAAGAUUGUGGCCUGUAUUCUGCUGGUUUAUAAAGACAACAAAUAUAAUCUCAGAUCUCUAAAAAGAGUGUUGCAUGAUGAAAUAAUUAACAAACCGAAGGACACUCUGAAGCUAGCGAUUCCUUCUGGGAUUUACACCCUGCAGAAUAAUGUUCUUUACAUUGCACUGUCCAACCUUGACGCAGCCACAUAUCAGGUGACAUAUCAGCUAAAAAUCCUCACAACAGCCUUGUUCACUGUGUCCAUGCUUCAGAGGAAACUAACAAAACAUCAGUGGGUCUCAUUGCUCAUACUGAUGGCUGGUGUAGCAUUAGUUCAGUGGCCUGCCGAUUCUUCAAAAACUCCUAACAAAGCGCUACCUACGGGCUCUGGCUUUGUGGGCCUCGUGGCUGUGAUCACUGCUUGUUUUUCCAGUGGCUUUGCUGGGGUCUACUUUGAAAAGAUUCUAAAGGAAACAAAGCAGUCCCUGUGGAUAAGGAAUAUACAGCUGGGGCUCUUUGGAUGGUUAUUUGGUCUAAUGGGAGUUUUAAUUUAUGAUGGACAGCGUGUCUCUAAGGGGGGAUUCUUCCAAGGAUACAAUAAUCUGACAUGGAUUGUUGUGGCUCUGCAGGCUCUGGGUGGAUUGGUGGUCGCCACUGUUAUUAAAUAUGCUGAUAACAUUUUAAAAAGCUUUGCAGCAUCUAUCUCGAUCAUUUUGUCCACACUGAUCUCCUACUUCUGGUUGAAGGAUUUUGUCCCCACAAGUGUAUUUUUUGUUGGAGCAUUGUUAGUGAUUGCAGCUACAUUUCUUUACGGCUAUGUUCCAAAAGCAUCAGCAAACCCUAUCAAAGCCUGAGGAUUAGCAAGUGGCAUAACAAUGGCAUUACUCUGCCCAGCUGCUGUGUGUUCUGGCAGGAGUGCGCCUGGUAAGCAGGACACAGAAAGCUUGCUGUGCUGCACACUGAGUAAAGACCCAAGGAUGUGAAGCAGCUGCCCUUUCACGAGAUGGACGCUAACAUUUUUUUUUUUAAAUACUUGAACAUGAAUGCAUUGGGUUUUAAUGAUGGCUGCACAACUUUUUGUAUUAGGUCAUUUUUUAUUUCAUCUUUAAAAUCUAUUUAUUUUUUUUAUGGUGCUCAGGCCUGGGAUACCCACCUGCAUCUGAUUUUGGAUAUUUUUAAGGGCAGCUGGAAAUGAUAUUAAGAACUUUGUCUUUUUGCACAAAUUCAGGAAAUCUUUCGUAUGUGUUUAUAUGAUAUGAGAGAUAAAGCACCUUACUGCCCUUGUGGGAUUGUUAUUUGGGAAAAUAAACAUUUUUUUUUACCAA
This is a messenger RNA of Xenopus tropicalis (tropical clawed frog), 1982 nucleotides long. RefSeq names its product solute carrier family 35 (UDP-N-acetylglucosamine (UDP-GlcNAc) transporter), member A3, gene 1 (gene slc35a3). The coding region runs from base 429 to 1511 and encodes 360 amino acids. Gene Ontology annotation, cellular component: membrane; Golgi membrane. Lineage: Eukaryota; Metazoa; Chordata; Amphibia; Anura; Pipidae. Gene Ontology annotation, molecular function: pyrimidine nucleotide-sugar transmembrane transporter activity. The record is from RefSeq and is a predicted model, not a curated record. Gene Ontology annotation, biological process: pyrimidine nucleotide-sugar transmembrane transport; UDP-galactose transmembrane transport. The transcript is spliced from 8 exons.